GCGAACACUGUAAGUGGGAACACCUUACGUGAUACAGAUAUGUUUAAGGCUAGUCAGUUUUUAGAGUGUGUUGUACUAAGGUUACGACACUAUAUUGUAUAGCAGAUUAAUUUUCCUCCUGAAAGUUUUGUCAUGAAGUUAAUACAUAUCUAUCGUGAACUGACCUUUGUAAAUAUUCUAUAAAAGACUAUAUCAUUUAACCUUUUUCAGUUUUCAUCUCCUGGGCAGGCUAAUUAAAAUACAAAUACUUAAUUGACGUCAGACACAUCACUAAAUAUCUAAACCUACGGUCUCUAAAGCCUCUACUUACCGCAGUUACUGAUUUUAGUACUAAGCCAGUUAAUACUUAACGACAACUAUGUACUCAUUUAUUCGGUUUAUUUAGACGAACUCUAUACUCGCUCAGCUUUUAAUUAUGGCUGAUAACCCCAGUAAAUAGAAAAUAUCGCUGAUUUCUGAACCAACCAAAAGGUCGAAAUUUGUAAUACCUAUAUCUGACGAAUCAGUACUUGGCAAAGUUAAACAUUCAUCUUCUGAACUCUGUGCCUCUUAUCUACAGAUAUCACUACUCGAUUUUUCGAGUGACAUUCCGUCUAUCUCUGUGCGUUUGGUCAACAGUAAGACCAAUUUCGGGGAAGGCGCUAUAGAAACUUUUGUGGAGAUGAUACCAAAACCCCAAAAUUUCCCUUUAACCUGGGUGAAGGUCAUUUCACUUUGAGGAUUUCCCCGAAAUUUCCCAAACUUGUAAGAUCGGGACCGGCUAAUAUAAAACAUCUGGUACCAACAUACACUGACAUGUUAACACAGUGUACCCAUCAGUAUAAUUUACUUAGGUCAAAAAUAAAAACCUCACAAACGGCGGCGGCAGAUAGGAAACUCACCUGCUGAAAUUAACAAUAAUCUUAAUCAAUUAGCAUCCUCCACGCAUAUACGGGCUUUAAAUAAUAAUAAAAACCCCAAACACUUCACUAAAACCGAAUGAAUCAUUUGGUUCGUGGCUGACGAAGCAACGAAAAGAGUGGUGUCUUCCUACAAUGUGGUCGCCUACAAUGGUACUGACCGCACACCCCACCAAGCUAAGGAAUAUUAGCCCUCGAAAGUGCUGUGCUGAACUUCAGCUGCCAAUUCGUUCGCUACAGAAAAAAGUUGGACGAGUCAACAUGCUCCCUUUUGUUUAAAUUUAGCUGUUGUAACGGUGCUAAACAGUUAAUGAAUUCGAGUAAAAAUUUUAGUUCGUUUAUUCCAUGUAAAACGUAAGAGCCGCUCAGAGACAACACCCUUGUCAGCGUCGUGUAAGAAGACGGAGAGUUGGGAUCACAUGAUCGUGUUACAGCAAAUAACCAACUAGAGACAACCUCUAAUACUGUGAAGAGUAUCAAACACGUCUAUCAUCAGCGUGAUGCGAAUACACAGACGAUAUGUUACUCUGAAGAUUUAGAUGAGCCUACAGAUAAGAAAAUUUCGAAUAAGAUAAGGAAUAAAAAAACCCAGAAAACAUAGCGACAUUUACGAUUCUAGUAUGGACUCUUCGACUAGUAAAGUGCUUAAAUAUAAGCCAUAUGAUGAGACGUAAACCAAGUCGAUUUUCAAAAAGACACGUACGUUUUAAGCUAGCUAUGAGGUCGUGAAUAAGUGGUAGGGAAUUGUGAUUAAGUGUCGUUCUCAUUCUGAUUCACCGAUAAUCACCAGUUGGAUGCUAAUCACUUGUCUUUUCAAGGGACUAUGUACAAGGGUGAUGCCUAUGGAUUGUUUGAUGAUAGGGUACUUAACAAGUCUACCAAAUGCUCGAAUUUGUUUAUUGCAAAUCUUGGCUUUUUGAGAGCUAGUCUGUGUGCUUUUGAAAAUCCAGGUGGUCCUGUAGUCGUGAAGUGGUAUGUAACAUUUAUGAUCACACACGGUAGUUCCAGUUGUGUUUUGUAAUGCUCAGGGUACCUAUCGAGUGUCUGUUGAAAGUAUAGGUUGAAUGUUUAUUCAUGACAAAGCCCAUCAGUGAUGUAUAGCAAACGACUAAAUUCAUCAGUCACAGCCGCUGUUAUCGUGUGGCGGUUAAAAUGUUUCCCGGAAGGUUUGGGGUUGACAAAACUGCAGAAAUUCUCAGGAUGUUUAGAGGAUUUACCAUAGGUGUUUUGGUGCACAUGCACUCAGGAUUAUCUGUUCCUCGUGGUCUCAAUGAGGACCUUUCUCGUUACGAGUUUGUUUGAGGAUUUUCGGAGCAUUUGCCUUCAUGAUUAACGUUGAGAAAACGAUUAAGAGUUCUGUAGAGAUCCGUAAUGUCAUUUAUUGUCAUUUGAGGCAUUUCUUGGUCAGAAAAAACCCCGAUGUUGGAAGUUAUAGUGAUCUCCAUAAACGAUCAGCAGACGCAGUCUGUCCAUUUACGAUGUUAUUUUGGAAUGAGACGACAGCCCCUUGAACCUGCUAGGAAAGCUUAGAUAAGUUAUCUAAAGAGGUCCUAGUCGAAAAUUCAUUACUCAAUGACCUACCACAUACGUAACAACAUCCCUGUUAUUGAGCUGUAUUGCAAUUCGAUAUGCGGCGGACCAAUACAAAUAUGAGAAUAUCUUGACUUAUUUAAUGCUCCUAAACGUAUACAAAGAUGAGUUAAUAGAACACAAAGAAGAUAUACAAAAUAUAUAAGAAUUACUUGCUAUUGUUAGAAGGGUGUGUUUACGGGUCCGUGACUGAUAUUUGUUAACAGUUGUUUUGAGUUUCAUCUUAACCGUAGAAAAAUGGCCUUUGCUCUGCCAACUCUUGCCGUUACAUUUGCAUCAACUUCUUGUUCAUCGAUGAUAAUGUCUAGGUACAUAGAAGCUUCUAAUUCUUCGAGAGUUUCUCCAUCAAGUGGGAUCGGGUUUAGGGGAAGACAAAGAGUGUGUACACCUACGAUAUUGUGAUCGGUUCUGAUCCAUGUCAUGCAGUCUCCAACGAUUGGUUACUAUGGUCGCGCGGACCCCAACCAAGUCUGUAUCUAUCAACAUGGCUCAGGCCAAAAGUUAGCGACCUUUAAGGACUGAUGCUACUUUUUGGUUUGGCCGCUCCUAAGUUGUGACAAGAGUUGCAAGCAAUAAAUUAUGUUUAAUAACAAAGCCUGAAAGAACCUAGUAAGUGGUAAAUGCUUGUUUUUUUCAAAAGCACUAAAAACAUCUCCGUAAUCACUAGACACUCAUUUAUUCACUUACUAUAAUAUAUUAUUUCGUGCCAAAUUGAGAAAAUGGAACUCAAUAAACACUAAACAAUGGUUUGUUCAUUGAAUGUUUUCAAAGGUUGGAUUGCAGUUUGAUGUUAAAGUUGCGGAAUAAAUUGUUUGGUUCCAAUUCGAUUUCCAGAUUGUCUUAAUUUAAGGCUUGUUUAGUUGCUGAUUGCUGUCUAUUGCUUUUCUUACUGGAUGUAAGUGCACUUUGUGUUCUAUUUAGCAUCCUCCCCUAGCACCUAAAAUACCAUCUGAUUGUACGCAAACCGUUGCAGCUCUGUAACUCAUUCGAAGCCUCCAGCUAUCAACCUCUAGUUUCAACUAUCAGCUUAUUAAUUCUAAUGGUUAUCGAUUGCUUUCAAUGUUAAGUGUAAGUGCAUGCUAUAUACCUCCUGAGCUGUGGACUCCUGUUGUUAUUUUCUUUUCCAGAUUCUCUGCUCCUCACCCACGCAGCUUACAAGGUACUUUCAGGCUAGACACAAACCUACGAAAGGCUGAAUGUUUCAAGUCAUAUGCCUCAAGAGAAUCGUAUUAAAUUUUUUUGUCAAGAAUGUGAUCCGAAAGUCAACAGGAUAUUAAUUACAGUAUAUAAAGUACCAUGCAGUGCAGAAAUUAUAUUAAGAUAACUCCUGCGGAUAUGCUGAUCACAUGCACAUUAUAUCCAACGCUGUUCAAGAAUGGGAUUCCGCAUUUAUUUCAUUCACGAAGUCUUGCAAACACUUAUAUGAAAGUCGUAAAGAAAAUAAUCUGCUAGUUGAUGUCCAACCGUGUUUUUCGUUUCCGAUUCUAAACGAACUCAUUGAAACACGCCUAAGUAUUUCCAUGAAAUUAGCUGUUGGCAAAUACCAAGAAAAAUCAUUCGAUGCCAGAGACAAAUUUAAUCAUUCAACGGAUCAUCUAUUUUCUACUCUAAAUUCAUUUGCCGAGGCCGUUAUAAACCAUUACGUUCUAAACAGUCGCCUUCCUAAAGUUGUCUCAAUUCAAAACAUCCUGAAUGUAAUAAAUUCCUUUAAAAAUAUGUUGGCUGAUGAGUGCGAUGCAAUCAGAUUAUUCCACUUUAAACAAGUUUUUGAUGAUUCAUUUGACACUAACGACAAGUGGACCAAUUACUUUCUGUCUAGUAAUUCUCUGAGUAAACUUACUUGGUGUAAUGAUUUUAUUGUACAGUUAAAUACCUUGCUAGAUUUUUUGAUAUAA
Messenger RNA from Schistosoma bovis, 4384 nucleotides. NCBI's taxonomy places the organism in Eukaryota, Metazoa, Platyhelminthes, Trematoda, Strigeidida, Schistosomatidae. The record is from the annotation of a GenBank genome assembly.